This is a messenger RNA of Tetrahymena thermophila SB210, 1281 nucleotides long. Its product is annotated as RED-like protein amine-terminal region protein. The transcript is spliced from 5 exons. The record is from RefSeq and is a predicted model, not a curated record. Lineage: Eukaryota; Ciliophora; Oligohymenophorea; Hymenostomatida; Tetrahymenidae.
AUGGAUAAAGGCGAUAAAUAGGAAAAAAAGAACUUUGAUAAAGCCAAAUAUUUAAAAAAUGUGCGAGCUUUUGAAUAGCAGAUGAACUUCAAAAAAAAUUUUGAUGAAGAAGGCAGUGAUAUUUCAAGAAGAGUUUAACUAAGUUCAAAGUAUAGAGAUAGAGCUUAAGAGAGAAAACUCGGUUAGAUUGAUGCUAACGAAGAAAGUGAUGGAGAAUAUGGGUAUUUAGAAGAUUUGAACGAGAAAAAUGAUGAGAAUAACGAAAUUAAUGUUGCCAAAUAAUAUGGAUUGGAUUUUAAUGAAGAAAAAGAUAAAUAUUAAUUGCAAGAAAAUGUUGUUAGACUUAAAGGUUUAGACUUCAGUCUUUUAAAAAAAGAAUAAGAGAAGGCAAAGACAGAAAAAUAAUAAGAAAAAGAAAAGAUUAAUGCAGCUAAGACUUUAGAGAGCAUAAAAGAAAGUCUUUCAAAAAGAAAGAAAGAGCCAAGUGAUUUUGCAAAGAGAGUUAUGGGUGUCUAUGACAAAAGAUAUAUUACAAAUGAAAAAGUAUCUUAGAAAGGAGUAGCGUUUCCUAUACCAUUUAGUUAUUACGAAUACGAAAUUAAAGGCAAUAAUAUAAUGAGUGAAAUACCUAGUAUUGUAUUAAAGGAGAAAAGCGAAGAGGAUGAAUAUAUGGUUAUACCAAAGAUUGGUCCUGAUGCUUUAGAAGGUCUUACAAGAAUUAUUACAAUUUAUAGUGAAAGAGGAAAGAAAGGUCUAAAAGAAGAAAGAGAAAGAUUAGAAAAACUUAAAAAAGAGUAGGAACAAAGAAUGCAGAUUGAAGAAAACGAGUUUGACUUAUUUGGUGAUACAAAUAAUGAUUUGUUUGAAUAGAAUGUAAGAUAAUCUGAAAUUCUACUAAAAUAAGAGCAAGAGAAGUAAGAGGAUAUUUUUAAAGAUGUUAAGGAUUACAAAGAAAUGAUGAUAGAAGAAUAAAAAAAAGAAUUUUUGAAAUAAAAGUUAGAAAAUAUUAUUAAUCCUAAUGAGAGUGCAAGUUUACAGAUGGGAACAAGAUUAAAUGAAAAAAGAAAAAAUCCAUUUGAAAUUGAAGAAGAUGAUUAUUAUAAUGAAUGCUUCCCUAAGGUUGCACCUUCCAUGAAUUAGAUUAAAGAACUUAGAGAGAGAGAUAAAAUUUUUGGAUCCUAAGAGCCUAUUAAAAAGAAGAAAAACGAUACCUUUGGUAGAAAAUUAGCUGCUGUAGAAAGAGUUAUAAAAGAAAAGUAAGAUCUUUAAAAUAAGAGUUGA